Molecule: messenger RNA, 335 nt
Organism: Sinocyclocheilus rhinocerous
Lineage: Eukaryota; Metazoa; Chordata; Actinopteri; Cypriniformes; Cyprinidae
Product: UPF0585 protein C16orf13 homolog A-like
Exons: 3
Source: RefSeq, a predicted model, not a curated record
AUGACUUAUUUUAAGUACCACAUUGUGAUUUUUUUUUAUUGCAGUAUUGAGGCAUAUAGACAGUAUCAUAAGCUGCAGAAUGUAAAGCCAUCCAUCUAUCUCGAUGUGUCUCAGAGUUGGGAGAACUGGGGUGGAAUUCAACCUGAGUCAUGUGACCUCAUCGUGAACAUCAACAUGAUGCACAUCUCACCUCUGGCCUGCACAACGGGUUUGUUUAAUGGUGUUGGAAAAAUACUGAAGCCACAAGGAUUGCUUCUGACUUAUGGGCCUUAUGCUUUCAGUGGAUCAAUUACUCCUCAGAGCAAUGUUGACUUUGACCACAGCUUGAGAUACAG